AUGCCGUCCCAGAGCCGCAGUUCCCAUUCAUGUGUGGCUUGUGCCAGGCGCAAGGUCAAAUGCGACAAGCUGAAGCCAUGCUCAAGCUGUUCCAAGUCGCAGGCUGCAUGCGUCUAUCGAGCCCCUGUACCGUCCCAGAGACACCGGAAGCGCUUGACUCAGCACGACCUCAUGUCCAAAAUCCAGGAGCUCGAAUCCAUCCUUGACAGCCAUGGAAUCCCAUUCGAAGGACUGGGGACUUCGUGGAUCCGCUCUCACUGGGAAGAGAAGCUUGCCACGAAAUGCUCAAAGCUGAAAACCCCACCAAUUUCUCAACUCAGGCAGCCCGAUGAGGAGUUAGAAGAAAAGCAGUCUACGUCUACUGAUACGGCCUUCUCUUCUCCCUCUGUACUUACCCUAUAUCAGAUUUCUACGCCUCCGGGGCAGCUAGAGUUGCAUCCUAAUUCCAGGCACGUUUUCAGACUCUGGCAGGCUUUCGCGGAUAAUGUCAAUCCACUCAGCAAAAUCAUCCAUGCGCCUACGCUUCAGGAGAAAAUUCUUGGGGCAGCUUGGGCGGUCGAAUCGGCUCCAAAGCCUCUAGAGGCCACCAUGCUUGCCGUGUAUACGCUAGCCAUUGUCUCAAUGAAACCAGCCACUUGCUUUGAUAUAUUGGGGGAGAGUAGGUCUGUACUCUUGAACAGAUAUCGCACCGGAGCAUUGCGGGCCUUGUCUGGUACUAACCUUUUCUCAACACGGGACUUGGAGGUUUUACAGGCAUUGACUCUAAUCAUCAUGAUCGAUCCUCAAUCUGAAUUCUCAACUACAGCAGUGGCACUAGCCCUGCGAAUCGCGCACAAAAUGGGUCUGCACCGUGCUGCCGAAGACUCUAUUAUGCCCUUCUUCAAACAGGAGAUGCAAGUCCGCUUGUGGUGGUAUAUCCGCGGCCUAAACUCACGCGUCCGCCGCGGCAUGGGUUUAUUAUCAACAAUUGACGACCUAGGCGAUGCACGUCUCCCGAUGAAUGUCAACGAUGCAGAUUUACACCCACGCAUGGAGAAGCCGCCCGCUGUUCAGCACACGGCGGCUACGGAAAUGGUGUACUGUUUGAUGAAAUAUGACCUGUGGAGCUUCGUACGGAAGUCAUCCAACUUUUCCGGCAGCCUCAACCCCAGAGAAAAAGCAGCCCAACUAAUAACUUCGACUAGUGUUGAGAGCUUAAUAAAGAAGAAAAAGGUUUUAGGCGAGAUAGAUCGUAUGCUUCAAGAGAAAUAUCUUGCCCACCUCGACCAAAGCAUACCGCUGCAUCAGCUAUCGGCUGCCCUAGCUGGCCUUACUGUUCACAAUCAACAGUUCUUGAUGCUACACCCGCGGCAUCAGCCUGAAGGAGGCAGAUAUAUGUCCAAGGCCGAUCAAAAUCUUGUCUUCGAAAGCAGCGUCAGGUUGCUGGAGUUGAACUAUAAAGUGCGCAGUACGAGCUUCUCAACCAAUCUGGUAGAUCACAUGGUAUGUCGGACACAAGUCGACGCUCUGGUCUACAUGAUUAGCGAGCUGCGGCGGAGGACGAGUGGCCACUUAGUCGAGACCGCAUGGGACUUGCUAGAGGAGGUGUAUAGCCACCAGACGAUUGUAUUCUCAUGCGAUCAAAAAUUCUACGCCGCCCUGGCGGAUCUGACUAUACAAGCAUGGGAGGCUCGCAGAAAGGCGCUAAACCUCCGAGCAGAGAUACCCCAGUUCAUUGAGACUCUGCAGGCAGUAAGGGAGAGACCAGAGGCUAUGGUUCAACCCGUGGCAGGCGUGGAGGUUCUGCAAACCGGGCUCAUGGGUGAUUUGAUGCAAGAUGAGCCUCUCGAUUGGAAUUACUGGGAUGAAUUGCUUGAACUAUGA
Messenger RNA from Trichoderma virens Gv29-8, 1863 nucleotides. RefSeq lists its product as uncharacterized. Gene Ontology annotation, biological process: regulation of DNA-templated transcription; DNA-templated transcription. The transcript has 3 exons. The record is from RefSeq and is a predicted model, not a curated record. Lineage: Eukaryota; Fungi; Ascomycota; Sordariomycetes; Hypocreales; Hypocreaceae. The coding region runs from base 1 to 1863 and encodes 620 amino acids. Gene Ontology annotation, molecular function: zinc ion binding; DNA-binding transcription factor activity, RNA polymerase II-specific; DNA binding.